Paraglomus brasilianum is the source of this 225-nucleotide messenger RNA. NCBI's taxonomy places the organism in Eukaryota, Fungi, Glomeromycota, Glomeromycetes, Paraglomerales, Paraglomeraceae. The record is from the annotation of a GenBank genome assembly.
AUGGCUGUUGAAACUCAAGACACCAAACUCAACUUGGCAUUAACAGAAAAACUUCUCAACCUUAAUGAGAAUGUUGGGACGGGUAGAAAAGAUCCUGCUAUUAAAGGAGGUCUAGGAUAUUCUAAAUAUUGGUAUGCCAAUAUCCUUCCAGUCAUCUCCAUCGUCAAAUAUUUAUACGCGAUGACUGGAGUGACUGGUUGGAUUUAUCUGGACGAAAAAGAUAAA